Megachile rotundata (alfalfa leafcutting bee) is the source of this 6464-nucleotide messenger RNA. It is a transcript of the gene DNApol-zeta, whose product is annotated as DNA polymerase zeta catalytic subunit. Gene Ontology annotation, biological process: error-prone translesion synthesis; double-strand break repair via homologous recombination. Lineage: Eukaryota; Metazoa; Arthropoda; Insecta; Hymenoptera; Megachilidae. The record is from RefSeq and is a predicted model, not a curated record. Gene Ontology annotation, molecular function: nucleotide binding; DNA-directed DNA polymerase activity; DNA binding. Gene Ontology annotation, cellular component: nucleus; zeta DNA polymerase complex.
CAGUAGUGUCGCCUCUGGUAUACUCUGUGAUUUUACUACGUUCUAAAUAUGUACAUAAAUAUAUAUAUUAUAUUUGUAGUCAAUGAGAGUUUAGUAAAAAGAGUGUACUAAAGUGUGAUGAUAUAUUCUUUCUUUUUUAAAUUUUGAGAAGCGAAUAAAUUAGAUAAUGUGUAAUGAUAGAUCUUGUAUAAAUAUUUUUGUUUUUCUGAAUAUUUUGCUUGCAAAUGACAAAUAUGUUUUCUAUCAGUUUGGUAACAUUAGAUAGUUAUCAAUCAACUCCGAUACCAGAAUUGGAUGUAACAUUUUCAGAAUUUCGUGGAACAGAAAUUAAAUAUGUUCCUGUUGUCAGAAUAUUUGGAUCCACUCCUUCCGGAACAAAAACAUGUUUGCACAUACAUGGUGUGUUCCCGUAUAUAUAUAUCCCAUGUAUAAUAAAUAAUAAUGUGGACAGCUUUAUGUACAAAUUAGCUGCAGCAAUAGAUUCUGGAAUCAAUGUGUCUUUGGGAUCUGCAGUAUCCAAUACUCAACAUGUUUACAAAAUUCAACGAAUUUCUGGAAUACCUCUUUAUGGUUACCAUGAGAAAGAACAUUUAUUUUUUAAGAUUUAUUUUUAUAAUCCUGCAAUGAUUAAGCGAGCAGCUGACCUGCUACAAAAUGGCACAAUACUUAAUCAAAGUUUUCAACCACAUGAAGCUCAUAUUCCUUUUAUUUUACAAUUUAUGAUAGAUUACAAUCUUUAUGGCAUGAGUUUAAUAAACUUAAAACAUGUUAAAUUUAGACAUUCUAUGCAUACCGAAUCUAAAGAGAGUGAGAGCUUCUUGAGUUUGUCUGAUUCACAAAAAUACCUUCCUGUAUCAGUCAUGAGGCAGAGUACUUGUACAUUAGAAGUAGAUGCACAGUCAACUGAAAUACUCAAUAGAGAAGAUCUCCAAAAUGGUUUUGAUUUGAAUCCUGGUAUUGCAGCAAUUUGGAAUGAAGAAAAAUGUAGAAGAGAUGCAAAAGGCUUACAAAAUGCUGAAUCACAGAUGUUAUAUUCCAAUAGUGAUAACAGAAUGUAUGAUUUAACAGACAAUGAUAUAUAUCAAGAAGAAAAGUUGUUACAAAGACUACAAUUUAUUUCAGAGACCACUGACAGUGUUACUUCUAUAACACCAAAAUCACUCAGUUAUCCUUUGGAAGUAGAAAAUGAACACAACUUAUUUAAUGCUUCAGAUAUUUUGAAUCACUUUAAACCACUGAUAUCAAAUAAGCAAAAUAAGGAAGAGACAGUUUUAAAUAAUGAAUUUUUUAAAUUUGAGCAGUCUGUGGUUGAAGAAUCUCAGGAUAAGAAUACAGAAAGUAGUAUUUUGGAUUCAGAAGAUAUGCAUUUAGUGAACAUAUUAGCUAAUUUAGCAGAAGCAAAUGAGGAAGAAAAGAUUGUAGAUAAUGACAGUAUGCUAGGCUCUCAGUUUUCUAAUCUUAAUGACGAGAUUAAAGAAAAUGAAGAUGAUGAUGAUGAAAUCGACAAUUUAAAUAUCACAAGUUUAGACUUAAAUAGCCUUAGUUCAUGGAAUUCAGUUACUGAACCUCCCAAUCAACUAAAUGUUGAAGAACAAACAGGAGAACAACAGCAGGAAUGUUCUUCAUCAUUGGAAAUUCCACAAUACGAUGGUUUAAGUGACCAUUCAUUAAAAGUUGAAAAGCAAUUCUCACGAAAAACUGUUAACAAGAACCAUUCAUAUAAAGAUACACUGAUGUUAACAUAUUUUAAACUUUGGCAAAAACAAACUCGUGAAUCGAAGAAGAAACGAACGAAAACAAUGCAAACUUUUAAACAAGGAUUAUCAUUUUAUGGAAAUACUUUAAAUAAAUACAAAUUAGAUCAUCAAGAUUUAGAUGUCUAUGACAUAGAUGAAAUUGAAUUAUCAUUAACUGGUGUAAAAGAUGAAGUAUGUUCUCGUGAAACUGGAUUUAAUCGAAUUAAUCAUAAUGAGCCUCAUUUUAUGACUAAUAGUAGUGCAGGUAAAUUAAAGAUACCUGCAUUAGACGGUAACGUUGAUAGCUCUGGCGACUCUGACAUAGAUCCAGAUGUUACUAUUGAGAGGCAAGAGAAACGAAUUUGUGUCUAUAAAUCGAAUACAAAAUCCAAAAAUGAAACUAAUGUUCCUCGUUCAUUGAAAAAACGGAAAUUAGAAUUUCAAGACUUAGAUUCAGAUGUUUCUCAUAAACGACGCAAUGUUAACUUAGUUUCCUUGCAAAAUGAAUCACCUUCUACGCCAAAAAAAACGAAAAUGUCGCAAAGUGCAUAUUCGUUGUCGAAAAAAUAUUCUCCACUCAAUGUAAAAAUAAUAUCUCCUAGACACAAUAGAAGUAUUAGAAAGAAUGACAAUAUAUUAAAUCAACCUAGUACUUCAAAAUCCACUUAUAAUAGUCCAAUACAGAAACAAACAACAGAAAGACAUAUCACACAUGGUGAAAGUGGGAAGAUUAGUCGAGUAUGCCUUCUUGAUAAAUUCAAUGAUAGUACACAUAUAAAUAAAGGAGUUGUUGAUUCGGAAACAAAUCAUUGCAGCGAUAUGUUGAAAACAAAACCUUUAACACGUGUUACUCCCAAAAGUAACAGAGAGGUUCGUAAAAAAUUAGAUUUCACGAAUGAAAAAGAAGUUGAUUGUACAAAGAACGAUAUUGAAGAAUGUUAUGCUAAAAAUUCUUCUUCAACAGAAGCAGUAGCAAAUGUGUUACAUGAAAAUGGUGAUCCUCUUAAUAUAUCUGAAAUUAAUCCCAUUGAAACGUAUACAGUACAGGAUGGGAAAGUUAGCAAUGAGUGUAUUGAACCAGAUAUAAUAAAACAAAGUAUAAAUACUUAUGAAGACGAUAUUCAAGAUAAAACAGUACACAUAAAUGAAAAUAAUGAAGAUGAAGAAGAUUUUUGUAAUAUGACAUAUACACAGUACCUUAACAGUAAAUUAGAAAUUGAAUUAAACACUCCAACUUUAUUGUCAUUAGAAAGUACAAGUGAUGCUACCAAAAAGAGUCUAGUUACUAUUACCACUAAAUUUAAUCCACCAAGCAAAGAAAGAAUUAUAAAUAGUAUGAAAAUGUAUGGUCUCGCAAAGGUGAAAUCUGAUACCUUAUUUUUUAGUAAUAAAGUUGACCUUAUAAAGCAGAAAGAACAUUCAAAUAAAAUUACCGAUAUAGUUCCAUUUAAAUGUUGCUUAGAUAAUGUUACAGGUAUUAGAAUCUGGCGCAGAGUGAAAAUAAAUGAAUUUUAUCCUUCUGGUGCAAACAUAAAAUCUUGUGAUAUUAAAAGAGUUCUUGCAGGAUAUAAUUCAUUAAUUAUUCAGCCUCUUAUUCGUCCACCGACGCCAAAAAAUGUUAAAACUUGGUUGCAAGCUAAAAAAUAUUUAUUAAGACAGGAUAACAAAAAUAAAGAAAUGAAGAACAAGACAAAUGAUACGACAGAGAACGUAGUUAAUAAAUCAUCUGUUGAUGAUGAAAAGAAAAGUUCACAAAAUUCUAACAAUUCUCAACACUUAAGUGGACUUAACAUUAAUGUUAAUUCUUCUUUACGAAAAAUGCUUGAAAAUCCAUUAUUAUAUAAAAACAAUGAUAGUCAGCAAUAUUUAGGUAUUUCAUUCGGACAAAUAGACUAUAGCAUGAAAGGACACAGUGGUAAUGUUGAAGAUGAAAAUCUUCAACAUGCUCGAGGCCUAACUAUGCACCAAUGUUUAACAAUACUCUCAGUGGAAGUGCAUGUUAAUACACAGGGUAAACUGCUGCCUAAUCCAGAACAUAAUGCAAUCGAAGCAAUUUUUUAUGCCGUUUAUGCUGACGUUCCAUCAUCUCAAGUGGACCGGAUAGACCAUGGAGCCAUUCUUGUAAAUUCGUCAAUACAAAAUGAAAAAGUGAAAAACAUUCAUACAACUAGUAAUAUGUGUGCCAUAUCAUAUGUAUCAAAUGAAGAGAAUUUAUUGAACAGUCUUAUAAAAUUAAUCAGAUAUUGUGACCCGGAUAUUUUAAUUGGUUGGGAAAUAGAAUCUGCCUCAUGGGGCUAUAUUUUCCAGAGGGCUGCUCAUAUUGGCUUUAAUAGUUUCAUGUGGCAAAUUUCAAGAAUUUCAAAUGUUACUUCAGCAUCUAAAGGACAAAUGUUGGAUAAAGACACUUUAAGCGAUAUAAAGGUACCGGGACGAAUUGUCUUAGAUGUUUGGAGAAUAAUGCGACAUGAAAUCGCAUUACUAAAUUAUACAUUUGAAAAUGUUAUGUAUAAUGUUAUGCGUGAAAGAGUCCCUUGCCCUUCCUUUCAGACUUUAAGCCAUUGGUGGAAGCAUAACAGCAUAACAAUACAAUGGAGAGUCAUAACACAUUAUGUUAUAAGAGUUGUGGGUACAAUAAGAAUACUAAUACAUCUGGAUAUCAUUGGAAAAACGUGCGAACAUGCGCGACUUAUUGGAAUACAGUUUUAUGAAAUUUUUUCACGAGGCUCUCAAUUUCGAGUUGAGUCUAUGAUGUUGAGACUUGCGAAGCCAUUAAAUUAUAUUGCAGUUUCACCAUCUAUACAACAAAAAGCUAAUAUGAGGGCACCACAAGCUUUACCACUUAUUAUGGAACCACAAUCUAUAUUUUAUACUGACCCAUUAAUCGUUCUUGAUUUUCAAAGUUUGUACCCAAGCAUUAUAAUUGCUUAUAAUUACUGCUUUUCUACAUGUUUGGGUCGUGUAGAGCAUAUUGGCCUUAAUGAACCAUUUGAAUUUGGUGCAACAACAUUAAGGAUAAAAAAAAGUACUGUUACAAAAUUACAAGGAAAAAUAAAUUUUUCACCGUGCGGUGUAGCUUUCGUAAAACCAGAAGUAAGACUGGGAAUAUUGCCACGUAUGCUUACAGAAAUUUUAAAUACUCGGCUAAUGGUAAAAGCAUCUAUGAAACUUCAUGGAAACGAAAAUCAAGCAUUACAACGUGUUCUUCACUCACAACAAUUAGGUCUUAAGUUAAUUGCAAACGUUACUUAUGGUUAUACAGCUGCUAACUUUAGCGGAAGAAUGCCCUGUAUUGAAAUAGGUGACAGUGUUGUUAGUAAAGGAAGAGAAACACUGGAACGAGCAAUUAAAAUAGUAGAAUCCACACCCAAAUGGGGAGCUCAAGUUGUUUAUGGAGACACAGAUUCACUAUUUAUUCUUUUACCAGGAAGAUCUAGAGAAGAUGCCUUCGAUAUUGGAGCUGAAAUUGCUGAUACCGUUACUGCUGCUAAUCCUCCUCCUGUAAAACUGAAAUUUGAAAAAGUUUUACAACCAUCCAUAUUACAAACCAAGAAAAGAUAUUGUGGUUACAUGUAUGAGUAUCUUGAGCAAGAUAAACCUGAAUAUUUAGCCAAAGGCAUUGAAACUGUUCGUAGGGACGGUUGUCCAGCCGUAGCUAAAAUACUUGAAAAAUCAUUAAAAAUUUUAUUCGAUACAAAGGAUAUUUCCUUAGUAAAAUUAUAUGUUACCAGACAAUUUGAUAAAAUUUUACGGCAAAAGAUAUCGAUUCAAGACUUAACUUUUGCAAAGGAAUUUCGUGGCUUGCGCGGGUACAAAACCAGUGCCUGUGUACCCGCAUUAGAAUUAACGCGAAGAUUAAUGCGUAAAGAUCCUCGUGCAAUACCUCGCACUGGUGAACGAGUACGAUACGUUAUAGUAGCUGGUGCACCAAACCAACCACUUAUUCAAUGUGUGCGAACUCCAAUGGAAGUAAUUUUGGAUGAAGGAUUAAGCCCAAAUUCAAUAUAUUAUAUUACAAAAGUUAUCAUACCACCUCUCAACCGAUGUUUCAAUUUAUUUGGCAUUGAUGUUAAUGCAUGGUAUAGAGAAAUGUCACAUCGGCAAACUCCCGAUAAAGCAGUCAGCCUGUUUACAGACAAUCAAAAACUAACUAUUAAACAAUUUUUUGGUACCAUUGUAUGUGCUGUUUGUGGUGAUCAAACACAAAAAGAUAUUUGUACAAAUUGUAUAGAAAAGCCAUAUCAAGCUGUUACGAUUCUGCAUGAAAAGAUAAGAUGGUUAGAACGUACAUAUCAUGAGCUCAAUACGGUAAAUAUAUGUCAGUCCUGUGUCGGAUGUACAGAUGAACCGGAGUGUGAAUCUUUAGAUUGUCCAGUAUUAUACCGUUUAGCACAAUCUCGAAGAGAUCUUGUCAAAGUACCCUAUUUGAAUCAAAUUGUUUGUAACAUUGAUACUAUCUAUACAGAAAGAAGAAAUAUAUGACAGUGAUUUAUAUUGUUUUUGUUAAAUCAAUCAAAGUUAUAUAAUUAGAUUUUGGGAUUGGUUCAUUUUACAAAAGAAUAGAGUUAUCGAAAAAUUAACUUUUGUCUUGGCUUCAUUUUCUAGGAAAUUCAAAGAAAGUGCGCGUAAAUAUAAAUUUUGUAAGAACUUGUACAAGAAAAACUUUAUGUUCAACUUUCUAAAUUAAUUACUUUAAAAUAAACCAUUGUUUAUUUUUUAUUAUAAAAUGAA